Molecule: messenger RNA, 2927 nt
Organism: Myodes glareolus (Bank vole)
Lineage: Eukaryota; Metazoa; Chordata; Mammalia; Rodentia; Cricetidae
Gene: Nuak2
Product: NUAK family kinase 2
Biological process (GO): protein phosphorylation; intracellular signal transduction; microtubule cytoskeleton organization
Cellular component (GO): cytoplasm
Molecular function (GO): ATP binding; tau-protein kinase activity
Source: RefSeq, a predicted model, not a curated record
UGUGAGGCUUUCUAGCGCGCUGGGGUACGACAGUGACCUCUGGACCCGCGGCUCUCCACGCGCUGCUACAGCAGCCCGACCCCCUCCGCCUCGCCGUCCCGCACAAUGGAGUCGGUGGCCUUACCCCGGGGCGCGGGCCAGGCGCCCUCGGUCUUCGCCCUGGCUCCCGAGCGCGCCCGGCCGCUGGCGGACGGGCUCAUCAAGUCGCCCAGACCCCUGAUGAAGAAGCAGGCUGUGAAGCGGCACCAUCACAAACACAACCUGCGGCACCGCUACGAGUUCUUGGAGACACUGGGCAAGGGCACCUAUGGGAAGGUGAAGAAGGCACGAGAGAGCUCGGGACGCCUGGUGGCCAUCAAGUCGAUCCGGAAAGACAAAAUCAAAGAUGAGCAGGAUCUGUUGCACAUAAGGAGGGAGAUUGAGAUCAUGUCAUCGCUCAACCAUCCGCACAUCAUUGCCAUCCAUGAAGUGUUUGAGAACAGCAGCAAGAUCGUGAUUGUCAUGGAGUACGCCAGCCGGGGUGAUCUGUAUGAUUACAUCAGUGAGCGGCCACGGCUGAGUGAGCGGGACGCCAGGCAUUUCUUCCGGCAGAUCGUCUCUGCCCUGCACUACUGCCACCAGAAUGGGAUUGUUCACCGUGAUCUCAAGCUGGAGAACAUCCUUCUAGAUGCCAAUGGAAAUAUUAAGAUUGCUGAUUUUGGCCUCUCCAACCUGUACCACAAAGGCAAGUUCCUGCAGACAUUCUGUGGGAGCCCACUCUAUGCCUCACCUGAGAUCAUUAACGGGAAGCCCUAUGUGGGCCCAGAGGUGGACAGCUGGUCUCUGGGAGUUCUCCUAUACAUUCUGGUGCAUGGCACCAUGCCCUUUGAUGGGCAGGAUCAUAAAACACUGGUGAGACAGAUCAGCAGCGGGACUUACCGUGAACCCCCCAAGCCGUCAGAUGCCUGUGGCCUGAUCCGGUGGCUGUUAAUGGUGAACCCCACCCGUCGGGCCACACUGGAGGAUGUAGCCAGUCACUGGUGGGUCAACUGGGGCUACCCUACCAGAGUUGGGGAACAGGAAGCCCAACAGGGUGGGCACCCUGGUGGCGACUCUGGCCGGGCCUCCAUGGCCGACUGGCUCCGACGCUCCUCUCGUCCCCUCCUGGAGAACGGGGCCAAGGUGUGCAGCUUCUUCAAACAGCAUGUACCAGGAGGUGGAAGCACUGGACCUGGGCUGGAACGACAGCAUUCUCUUAAGAAGUCCCGGAAAGAGAAUGACAUGGCUCAGACCCUGCAGGGCGACCCAGCUGAGGACACCUCCCCUCGCCCUGGCAAGAGCAGCCUCAAGCUACCAAAAAGCAUUCUCAAGAAAAAGGCCUCUACCUCCUCAGGGGCGGUCCAGGAGGACCCUCAGGAACUCAGCCCAGUACCCGAUACCCCAGGACAGCCUGUCCCUGCUGUGGCCCUACUCCCGAGAAAGGGCAUCCUCAAGAAGUCUCGGCAGCGUGAGUCCGGUUACUAUUCCUCUCCAGAGCCCAGUGAGUCUGGGGAACUCUUAGAUGCCGGUGAUGUGUUUAUGAAUGGGGACCCCGUGGAGCAGAAGUCGCCACAAGCUUCAGGGCACCUCCUCCACCGAAAGGGCAUUCUCAAACUCAAUGGCAAGUUCUCACGCACAGCCCUGGAAGGCACCACUCCUAGCACCUUUGGCUCCCUGGACCAAUUGGCCUCCCCUCACCCUGCAGCGCGGGCCAGCCGCCCCUCAGGGGCCGUGAGUGAGGACAGCAUCCUAUCCUCCGAGUCCUUUGACCAGUUGGACUUACCUGAGCGGCUCCCUGAAACCCCACUGCGGGGCUGUGUGUCUGUGGACAACCUGAGGGGGCUUGAGCAGCCACCCUCGGAAGGCCUGAGGCGGUGGUGGCAGGAGCCCCUGGGGGAUAGCUGCUUUUCUCUGACAGACUGCCAAGAGGUGACAGCAGCCUACCGACAAGCCCUAGGCAUUUGCUCAAAGCUCAGCUGAAGAGGAGAGGCAGCGCCCCAGUUGGGGUGGGUUCAGAGAGGGUUUGCAGAUGGCUCCUGAGGAAAUGGGGGAGGGAGUAGAAAAGUUCAUCCAGGCCUCCAAGUCUUCAGCCUGAUGAACCAGAAAGUUGAGGAGGGCAAUGGUACCCAUGCAGGAGGGACUGAGAAGAACUCACAGAUUCCAGGCUGCCGGGAUGUUGUAGUGGGGCCUCAGAGACCUGAUGCGCACUCACUCAGCCAGUGCCUACCUCCGCUAUGCCAUGAGUGUUACCCACCUCUCUGGCUGCCUGUGUCGUGGUGCAUCUUCACACAAGGUCCUGUUCCCGCCAACCACCAGAGUUACAACCCUGAUAUGCCUGGGGGUAAUCUGGAGUAACCUUUCCUCUUUUACUUAAAGAGGAAGCAGCCUCUGGUUCUCGUCUUCCAAACCCAAGCCUUCCAGAGUCUGUCGCUGCUGUGGAUCUCAGAGACCUGAAAAGACUCUGGCUGCUGUUUGACUUCAUCUCAAGGGGUCCAGAUGCCUCUGGAUCCCACCUCAGACCUCAAAGACUUGAGCUUCUGCCUUGAAGCUGCUUGAUAUCUAGACUAUGGGUGGAUGUGUCCAUUUCUCAGGCUAACAGGACCUAGAAUGUGAUUUAUUUAUUUAUUUUUGGUUCUCAAUUUUAUUUUAUUUUAUUUUUUGUUUAUUUUUGAAGUGGAUUUUGCUGCUUUCAGGAACGUGAAUGCUGUGUUCUGGGGAAACCACUGGGCCACUGAACUUCAUGUGCAGAAGUAUUUGGCAGUGAUGUCCCUCUAAGGGGUGGGAGGGGGCAGGGCUGGCAUUUUCAAACUUAGGUCCCGAGCACUGGAUUGGCUGUCUGGUCCCUUCACACCCUAGGCUGUCCACCCUUCCUCAUCUGUGGCCAAAUAAACCUCAAUCCAUUAAACCAG